CGUUGCAGUCACUUCGCUUCUGCUGCUAAAAUGUUGCUCCAUUUCGUUGGCUUUUGGUUGCUGCUCAGCGUCUGCCUGUUGCACGUAGCCUCCCAAGAGAACUCAACUGUGGCGGGAAACGCAACAGAAACAAAAAUUAUAAUGGUGAGGCAGCUACACAAGAAGGACGAACAGAAGAAGGACCUGCUGAAUAUGGUCAUACACAAGGUGCUGCCGGGUGAUCCCUACUACCGCGUGUUUGAUGGCGACCAAGCCAAGGCACGCAGCUACACCAACAAGAUCUGGCAACGUCUGCUGAAUCGUUACGACUCGAUGCUGAUAUGAUUUAAGUCAAGUUUAUUGAAUGCUCAUUUGUGUCAAGUGAUUAUAAUAAAGCCAGAGCUGAAGUGGGAUUCAUC
This is a messenger RNA of Drosophila subobscura, 398 nucleotides long. RefSeq lists its product as uncharacterized. The transcript has a single exon. NCBI's taxonomy places the organism in Eukaryota, Metazoa, Arthropoda, Insecta, Diptera, Drosophilidae. The record is from RefSeq and is a predicted model, not a curated record. The coding region runs from base 31 to 324 and encodes 97 amino acids.